GCAAUUUCUUACCAAUCUUCUGUAGGAGUCGAAGAGAUUGAAGAUGGAGAUGGAGAUGGCCAAGGCAGAGGUGAAGGCAGAGCUUAAUAGCCGAAGCAGGGGCGUAGGUGGAGGUGCAGGUGAGGCAGAGCAAAACAUUCUUGAAGUCCUCAAUUUUUGGCCUGAAACCAAGAUGAAGUCUAGGGCUUCAUCUUUAGCAUCUACCCUUUCUCUUCGACCUUCUAUGGAUGGAUCUGGUGCUAGACAAGUUGUUUGUGAUCAUGGAUUAGCAGCACGGCUUCACGUUAGCAUGAGUGAGUUAAAUCCAGGAAGAAGCCAGGUGGUGGUGGAGCAAGAGCCUGCAUUUUUUUUGAAUGGGUUGAUGCUGAAUUAUCGAAGAGUAGUGGAGGUGUUGAAAUGGAAGCAAUGGUGUCUAAAAGAGAAAAGGAUGAAAAGUGUAUCUGUGGAAUGGACAGCAAGAAAGGAAUGCUAGAAAAAAUAGAAGAGAAUGGAGGGCUAGAUUCAUUCAGUUUGAAUUUUUAUAGGACUGCUUUUUUUUUUUUUUUUUUUGUAGUGUUGUUUUUGUUACUUGUUUGGUUUUGUUGAAGUGAGGUGCAAUAACAACCAAUUUAUGUUGUCUGUUUUGCUUAGUAAGAUGCCCAAAUGGCUGUUUUGUGUAGUGUAAUAGGAAGUGGUCAUUUUGCUUCUGUUUUGUCAAUGUAAGAUGACCAAAUGGCCAUCCCACCUGUAAUCACAGUUUUUGGAAAUGGACAUUCAAUUUCCUAUUGAUAGUUUCUAGAAAUGAAAAGUGUUUAUUUUG
Molecule: messenger RNA, 799 nt
Organism: Rubroshorea leprosula
Lineage: Eukaryota; Viridiplantae; Streptophyta; Magnoliopsida; Malvales; Dipterocarpaceae
Source: the annotation of a GenBank genome assembly